AUGGCUUCCACACUAAGUCAUGAAUGGAGGGCUAUAUGCGAGAAAUUUCGCCAUGCGCAGGAUCUCUCGGAAAUUGAGUCAAAAAAGGAUCCAGAAACUGACCCUUAUCGCUCAAAAUACAAUGCGAGAGAGUUACUUAAAGAAAUAUGCAGUUCCUUAAAGAACUUUGAUGUGGAGGAGGGGGAGGACCAGGAUAACGAGGCCGAUUAUCAGUCCGAACAGAAUUUAGAUGGAUGCAAAGGGUACGGAUCCAGGGUAGACCACCCCGGAGAUUAUGCCGCCGGGCUGAAGCUUUGCAGACUCGGGGUAAUCGAGUACUACCUGGGCGUGAACCAUAUUGAGACUGAGGAGCUCUCAGCUGGCGAGGAGCAUUUGAUGAGUUGCAUGAGAUUGCUGGAAAAGUGUGCCAUAGCGCAGGAGAGCGUGUCGCUGUUUAUACAGGCCCGGAAUCAGCUCGGAAUUCUGUGGGCUGGCCGAGAUGAAAUUGAGAAAGCUCAAGGAUUUUUGGAGACAGCAGAAGCAAUCUAUACUCGCUAUAUGAAAGAGGAUGGACACCCACCUAUGGAUCUGGUGGAGUUCUUUGUGUCAGAGGAGGACAUGUUACCCCAACAGGAGAGGACAAAGAGGUUUGAAAUGGCUUAUACCCAUACACUCUACUACCUGGCUCAGGUUUACAAGAACCUUAAGCAGUUUGAGAGAGCGGCACAGUACUGCCACAGUACACUGCAGAGACAACUCAAAUUCAAACCACUUUGAUCCUCUUGAGUGAGGGCAAUUAAUGCAGCUACUCUGUCCCAGUAUUACAUCACAAGGUACAUGCGGUAUAUGGAGGGGCGGCAUUGUCUGGCUGCAGCCAGUGUGAUUGCUGGCUUGGCAGGAGAGGUUCCGUCUGAAGCUGCUGCCAGGGAAUGCGAGGUGGAGUGCGUAGAAGCCUGUGAACAGUUGCGGCAGAAACGAGCUGAGAUUGCUCGCUGCUGGAUCAAAUACUGCCUUAAUCUCUUACAAGACGCCAAAAAACGCCUUGAGGACAACAUCGGUGAGCUGGACCUGGAUCGGCGGGACGAGCUGAAGAGAGCUCAGCGUGAGGAGGAGGAAGAGAAGGAAAGAGGGAGGAAGAGCGCAGUUCUUUUUGACUCCUGCGAUACGUUUGACUUGAUCUGUGCCCUGGAGGAGAAGGUCAGCUGUGCCUUUCCGUUGGACUUUGAGGAAGCACGUGCCAUCUUCCUGGUGGGCCAGGGCUAUGUGACUCAGGCCAAGGAAUACUUUGAGAUGGAUGGUCAUGUGACCGACCACAUCGAGAUCGUGCAGGACCACAGCGCUCUGUUCAAAGUCCUGUCUUUUUUCGAAGAGGACCUGGAGCGCCGCUGCAAGAUGCACAAACGGCGUGUGGACAUGCUGGAGCCCAUCUGUAAGGACCUUAAUGCCCAGUACUACCUGCUCAUCUGCCGACAGCUCCAGUUUGAGUUGGCUGAGACUUACUACGAGAUGAUGGAUCUGAAACUGGCCGUUGCCAACAAGCAGGAUGAGCUGGACAUGCACACCAUUAAGAAGUUCAACCACUUGUGCUCUUCAUCAAUCAAGUACUACCAGAUGUUUCUGGACUCCGUCCGCUCACCCGAAGGUAAAUUUCCUGAGAAACUGGAGGACGAUCUUCUGAGACCAGCGCUGGUGGCUAAGUUCCGUGUUGCUCGUCUUCAGUCCAAGCUCAUCUCCUCCUGCUUGGCGACCCAGCUGGAGAACCUCAGCCGAUCACUGGAGGCCUAUAAGUUUGUGGUGGAGUAUUGUGAGGAGCACCCGGAGGCUAAGAAGGUUGUGGAGACUGAGCUGGAGCUGAGUGAGGAGAUGAUCCUUAUACCCCUGAAAAUCAACCGAAUUAGAUCCAAAAUGGCUUCCGCUAACUGACAAGAGAGGAAGUCAUUCAACGUGGCUUGUCUAGCUCUGUCUGAUUGUGUGUGACUUUUCACUCACUGAUUCCCUGUUUGAGCUUGAAUCUGUUUGUGGGCGAUAUACUGACCCUGGAUCAGAUGUUUAAGAAGAGUUGUGUUCUUUGAAAAGUAAACGUCAGCUUAGCCUAGCCUGGGAUAUGGUGCAGCUAAUGCAUUCAAAGCUUUAAAUAAACACAAAUGAAUUCGCUAAAAAUCGCAUGGCCUACACCAUGACUGAAAUUAUGCCUUUGUUUCCAAUGCUAAUGCUGUUCUCCCUGUCA
Messenger RNA from Chanos chanos (milkfish), 2206 nucleotides. It is a transcript of the gene kifbp, whose product is annotated as kinesin family binding protein. Gene Ontology annotation, molecular function: protein binding. Gene Ontology annotation, biological process: neuron projection maintenance; microtubule cytoskeleton organization; central nervous system projection neuron axonogenesis. Lineage: Eukaryota; Metazoa; Chordata; Actinopteri; Gonorynchiformes; Chanidae. The record is from RefSeq and is a predicted model, not a curated record.